Molecule: messenger RNA, 912 nt
Organism: Malus domestica (apple)
Lineage: Eukaryota; Viridiplantae; Streptophyta; Magnoliopsida; Rosales; Rosaceae
Source: RefSeq, a predicted model, not a curated record
UUUGCCCUCCUCCCUCCUCCCUCCUCCCUCCUCCUCCAUAGCCUCUCUCUCUCUCUCUCAUAGUCAUAGCCAAUACUCAUCAUUUCCAAGUCAAAACACAAAACAAAAAGGAACCCAACUCGUUCAAUUUCUGAGCUUCUGAGGGCAAAAUAACCAUAAGCUGAAUCAAGAAAAAAAAUGAAGGAAAGCUCAGAUGGGUUUGUGAGGGCAGAUCAGAUUGAUCUGAAGAGCUUAGAUGAGCAGCUGGAAAGGCAUCUCAACAGGGUCUUGACUUUGGAGAAGAACAAGAUCAUGAGAGACCCUGAAACCAAUUCCAACAGCAUCCACCUCACUACCACCUCCAACUCCAAUUCAACCACCACCACAACCACCACCUCCACUUCCUCCAUGACCCUCUCCAUCCCCAGGCGCCACCGCCAGGAGUGGGAGAUCGACCCAUCCAAGCUCCUCAUCAAGUCUGUCAUUGCUCGUGGCACCGUCCACCGUGGCAACUACGACGGUCAAGAUGUCACCGUUAAAUUGCUUGACUGGUGAACCGGUGAAGAGGGUCACAGGACAGACUCAGAGAUUGCUUCUCUAAGGGCAGCUUUUACUCAAGAAGUUGCGGUCUGGCAAAAACUAGAUCAUCCUAAUGUUACUAAGUUUAUUGGGGCGACAAUGGGUUCAUCAGAUCUACAAAUACAGACAGAAAAUGGUCAAAUUGGCAUGCCAACUAAUAUCUGUUGUGUCAUUGUGGAAUAUCUUCCUGGGGGUGCUCUAAAAUCGUACCUCAUAAAACAAUUUAUAUAUACUUUGUGGCUUAGUUCGAAAGGUUUUUGCCUUGUGUGUUGUCCUACCAAGAUUUCAAUAACGUUGCCACCAAUUUCUGUUAGUAUGCGAUCUGUAAAUUUCUACGUAAAUUCAUACCGGUAG